GACGAGAGAGAGAGGGACGAGAGAGAGAGAGAGAGAGAGAGAGAGAAAGAGAGAGAGAGAGAGAGAGAGAGAGAGCUUAAGGGGCAACUGGAUUUUGGGAGGAGUGGGAGAAGACGCUGGUGACAAGUGAGACCAUGGACCGGCUACACCCCCACGGCUUCUGUCUCAGCUCAGUCCCUCUGCCUCAGCACCGGCAAUGAAUGGGCCUGCCCUUCAGCCUUCACCCUCCUCGAACCCCCGGGGCUGGAGUGAAUUCUGUGAGCUUCAUGCUGUGGCCACGGCCAAGGAGUUGGCCAAGCAAUAUUGGCUGUUUGCCAGCGAGCACCCCCACCAUGACCUGCUCGGGGCUGACCACUUCUCACUGCAGUUCACGGACCUCUUCCAGCAGUACUUCCGACACGAGGUGAGAGAGGGCUGGGCCAUGCACCAGCUACGGCUACGGCCCAUCACCUCCCGAGUCCGGGACUAUCGGGAGACUGGCAGGAGGCACACAGAUGGCCGGCAACACCCCCCCAAAGCGGAGGCAACUUCAGACGCCGGUGAGCGGGCCCCGGAGGUCACCUCCCAGACCCUGCCCAAAUCCCGGAGUUCAGAGGAGCUCACAGGAGGGGCCUCACCUCUGGCCUCUCCCCGCUCCAUCGCGCAUUACUCUUUCCACCACCUUCGAAGGAGCCUUCGCCAUAUCUUUCGACGCCGUCCGUCAGAAACUCUGGUUGCUGGGGAAGGAACAGGUGAGGGGGAGGCAGGUGACCCCCCUUCUAAACAGGGCCUGGCCAAGAAAAUCCUGCCCUGGAGCCUGUCUAGGGAGCCGGCUCCUGAGGCCCGAAAGGAGGGUGUCCUCAAAUAUGGCCUAGUGGACGAAGCCACCAUGGACAGUGGGGCCCUGCGGCAGCGGGGGCGACUGGUGUUGAGGAAGGUGGUGAGCCCAGAAGGUGGCGAAGACUAUGUCCUGGAGCUGUUUGAUCCCCCCAAGGGUUCGAAGCCCAAGCUCCAGGCUGCUUGUUCUUCAAUUCAUGAGAUCCGGAGAUGCACGCGACUAGAAAUGCCUGACAACCUCUACACUUUUGUCCUUAAGGUGAAUAAUCUAACCGAGGUCAUCUUUGAGACAGGAGAUGAGCAGCAGCUGAACUCCUGGACGACCGAGAUCAGAGAGUGCAUGAACCGAGGGUCAGAAGGAGCUGACCUAGAAUCACACGUCCCCUCACUUCCAGACCCUGGUAUAUCCAACUCCCGCAGUGGGAGCACCGACUCCCUUAACCAAGGUGCCUCACCUGGUGGACUGCCUGACCAGGCCUGUCAGAAAACCGACCACUUCCUCUCCUGUUAUCCCUGGUUUCAUGGCCCCAUCUCCCGAGUGAAGGCGGCCCAGCUAGUGCAGUUACAGGGUCCUGCAGGUCAUGGAGUGUUCCUGGUUCGGCAGAGUGAGACACGACGGGGAGAAUAUGUCCUCACAUUCAACUUCCAGGGCAGGGCGAAGCAUUUGCGCCUGUCCCUGACUGACCGAGGGCACUGCCGGGUGCAGCAUCUACACUUUCCCUCCAUCGUGGACAUGCUGCAUCACUUCCAGCGCUCCCCCAUCCCCCUCGAGUGCGGGGCUGCCUGUGACGUCAAGCUCUCCAGUUAUGUGGUGGUCGUCUCCCACACGCCAGGUUCAAGCAACACAGUUCUGCUCCCUUUCUCUGUCCACCACUGGAGUUCUGAAUUGGGCCUUCCUCACCUUAAUUCCUCUGGCUGUUCCCACAUGCUUAUCCCUGAGGACCUCCCACCAUCCAGGGCCUCUCCUUCCGAGCAGAUCUUUCACCUGCUGCCUCCCCCGGAGGAGCUGGCCAACAGCCUGCGGCACAUGGAGCAGUCAGCAGAGCCUCCGAGCCAGCCCCGGGACUCAGAUUACGACACAGAUUCACCUAACAGGGGUCACAUCCGGGCCAUAGACAAUCAGUACACACCUCUCUGAAAAACAGCUGGUGGCGGCCUCCUCCUCCGCUUGGCAAUGCCACCCCCGGCCCACCCCCACCUCACAGAAGCAUCAUGCAGUUUGACCUGUAGAGCUGGGGACUUCUGAAUGUACCUCUUUAUCCUUCUUCUUGCUAGACAGAGAUUGUACAAGGGAUGUUGUUGAUUGUUUAUUCCAGUUUGGAUGCUCCCCUAUUAGGCCUAUUAAAGGGCCUGUUGUCGAAUCCUUUUGGUAUUGUUUUUACUCUACAACUUUUUAAUCACUGUCUACAGAAGUAGCUGCUGUUGAGUUGCCCAUAUCCACACGGCUUUCAAGUGCUGUUGAUGAAGUCUGGAGUCUGGGAGGGUUCACUCUGCACACCAUCUACCCUCGCCCAGCCCAGCCGUUGCGGCUGCACACAAGUGCACAAGGAGGGACCCAAAUGAGCCAAGACAGAGGGGUCCAGAGGCCUUGCAGAAAAUGUACUUUCCCUUUCAUGAACAAAGGGACAAAGACAAGUAGACAAAUUUCUAAUAAGUGAGUCAGGAAACCCUAAACACUAAUGCCCCAGAAUACAAACUGAGAUUUUUUUUCUAUUUCAAUAGAAACCUGUGUCACCAGCUGAGGAAGAGGAAAAGGCGGGUCAGCCAUAUCUCCUGCCCCAGCUCGCCAUCACUCUGGCUAACACUGCUGCCACCUGCACUCUCAGAAUGAAGGGCGAGUUUUGAGGCUUACCCAGAAAGUUAAACAAACAAAAAACCAAACAUUUUUACCUCAGAUUAGUUCUUAAAGGAGGUUUCUAACCUAAACGGUUGCUUGUUUUUUAUUGCACUGUUUAGACUAAUAAAAACGCUAUUUUUGUAGUUAAAAUUUGAGAUAUGCAAAUGUUACUUCACUAGCUCAUGGUUCCACACCCAAAUGGGCAUGUUUUGGUCCCCUAAUGAAUUCUCAAGAAAAAACUUUUUUCCAUUCUAAAAAAUAACAAUGGGCUGCCAUCUGAAACAAACUUCAAAAAGUGAAAUGUGUCACAUCUCCAGGGAAAUGAAAGUGUGACUGCCUUGGGAAGACAGUGAUGGAGAGUUCUAUCCUGGUGCCUUAUUUAUAAAGAACUGGCUUCUGGCUUCUGUUAACUUCCUGAUUGGCAUUAGUGGGGAAGAGGGGAAUCAUGAUUCCCAGACCCUUCUGAAUGAAAUUCUUCACUAAAGUCCCAGAUGGAGGAAAUGGAAGGAGGACUGAAGGAAAUGUCCUUGCCUUUCUUGGCAGACGGCUGCCCCGCCCCGACGGCUUUCACAGCAUCCCCCUUCCCGAGGUACUUCCUGAGGACAAGCAUGACUGCCAAACAGGGAAGCCUUCUCUGUAGCUCUUGCCAUACGUGCCAUCAACACCAAGUUUCCUUCCUCAGCCCACCUUUAUUCUGAGCAACAUAAUUCUUGAUGAACCACACAGUCAAAUCAUCAGCUUUUGUCAAGAUCCCUGCUCAGGAUGACUUUCAUAUUUCUAAGAAAGUUUCAGCACCUAAGUUACCACUCUAUCCAUUUUCUCCUAACUGUAGUGAAGAGAAUUAUAACACUGUCUCCCAACACUAUCAUUCCCUACUCUAACCUGUCUUUCUGGAACUUGUUUUAUCUGGUCUAAGACUAGACAAAGAAAUUCAGAGGGAAAAAAAUCAUCAGCACCAAAGAAUUAAGCCCACUAACCUGCCUUGAAUUCUAGACCAGCAAUCCAAAUAGUUUUAUCUGGUAUAAAUCCUCUGCCUCUGUUAAUUUCUGGACCCUGUGGUAGAGAGGAAUAACAACAUUUUUAAUAUUGUGGACCAGAAAACACUAUUUUUUACAUAACAUUUACUUAGCUUGCAAAAUUAUCAUGGAUGGUUCCAUCCUAAGCCAUUGCCUCCAUGCUUCCUGCUCAUAGCUUGCUGUAUUCUCUACAGAUAUGGAUUGGCUUGCCCCUGCCCCACAAACCCCCCCACCCCCCAGCAAUGGGGGCUCAACAGUAUACUCCAUUAUCCUUAGUCUUUCAACCAACAUGCAUUUUCAAUCCAGCAUUUGUUGGGCUAGAAUGAGCAGUGCAUUCUUUUAGGUAUAAAAAUGCACUUUACAAAGACACAGAAAGUAAACUCAUUUUGUAUCUUCAAAGCCUUUGGCCUAUUUGCCAUGUAUUUCACUAUUCCUGUGGGAAAGGUUAGCCCACAUGACAUCUGUAAUGACAGAACAGGCCCUAGGGGAAAGCAUGGACGAACAGUAAUCAACCAAAUAACUUAUUCUGAAAUGAUGCAGAUUUUGCUAUAAUGUACAAACUCCUAAACGAAUUAAAAACCAUUUUCAGAAGCUC
Vombatus ursinus (common wombat) is the source of this 4264-nucleotide messenger RNA. It is a transcript of the gene SH2B3, whose product is annotated as SH2B adaptor protein 3. Gene Ontology annotation, biological process: intracellular signal transduction. The record is from RefSeq and is a predicted model, not a curated record. Lineage: Eukaryota; Metazoa; Chordata; Mammalia; Diprotodontia; Vombatidae. Gene Ontology annotation, molecular function: transmembrane receptor protein tyrosine kinase adaptor activity. Gene Ontology annotation, cellular component: plasma membrane.